Molecule: messenger RNA, 1110 nt
Organism: Magallana angulata
Lineage: Eukaryota; Metazoa; Mollusca; Bivalvia; Ostreida; Ostreidae
Product: serine/arginine-rich splicing factor 4-like
Exons: 1
Coding region: 1-1110 (369 amino acids)
Source: RefSeq, a predicted model, not a curated record
AUGAUUGACUCUUGUGGCUCAAGAACACCUGAUCAAAUUGCCUCAGAUAAUAACAAAGAUAAGAAAAGAAAGAGUGACUCUCGUGACUCAAGAACACCAGCUCAAGUAGCCUCAGACAAAGACAAAAAUAAGAAUUGGAUGAUUGACUCUCGUGCCUCAAGAACACCUGCUCAAAUUGCCUCAGAUAAUGACAAAGAUAAGAAAAGAAAGAGUGACUCUCGUGACUCAAGAACACCAGAUCAAGUGGCCUCAGACAAAGACAAAAAUAAGAAUAGGAUGAUUGACUCUCGUGCCUCAAGAACACCUGCUCAAAUUGCCUCAGAUAAUGACAAAGAUAAGAAAAGAAAGAGUGACUCUCGUGACUCAAGAACACCAGCUCAAAUGGCCUUAGACAAAGCCAAAAAUAAGAAUUGGAUGAUUGACUCUCGUGCCUCAAGAACACCUGCUCAUAUUGCCUCAGAUAAUGACAAAGAUAAUAAAAGAAAGAGUGACUCUCGUGACUCAAGAACACCAGCUCAAGUGGCCUCAGACAAAACCAAAAAUAAGAAUUGGAUGAUUGACUCUCGUGCCUCAAGAACACCUGCUCAAAUUGCCUCAGAUAAUGACAAAGAUAAGAAAAGAAAGAGUGACUCUCAUGACUCAAGAACACCAGCUCAAGUGGCCUCAGACAAAGCCAAAAAUAAGAAUUGGAUGAUUGUCUCUCGUGGCUCAAGAACACCUGCUCAAAUGGCCUACGACACUGACAAAGAUAAGAAAAGAAAGAGUGACUCUCGUGACUCAAGAACACCAGCUCAAGUGGCCUCAGACAAAGCCAAAAAUAAGACUUGGAUGAUUGACUCUCGUGCCUCAAGAACACCUGCUCAAAUUGCCUCAGAUAAAGACAAAGAUAAGAAAAGAAAGAGUGACUCUCGUGACUCAAGAAGACCAGCUCAAGUGGCCUCAGACAAAGCCAAAAAUAAGAAUUGGAUGAUUGUCUCUCGUGCCUCAAGAACACCUGCUCAAAUGGCCUCAGACAAUGACAAAGAUAAAAAAAAAGAAAGAGUGACUCUCGUGACUCAAGAACACCAGCUCAAAUGGCCUCAGACAAACACAAAAAUAAUAAUUGGAUGA